GGAAAAUCCUGGAUAACAUCUCUUCGCUGUUGUAUUUGUCAGUUGGGCAGGAGCAGCCAUGCCGUUUGGCUGUUUGACCCCGGCAGAGAAGAAGGAUUACAACAAUCCCUCAGAGGUGACCGACAAAUAUGACCUGGGCCAGGUCGUCAAGUCGGAGGAGUUCUGUGAGAUAUUCAGGGCGAAGGACAAGAACACUUUGAAAAUGUACACCUGUAAAAAGUUCCUGAAGAAAGACGGGAGGAAAGUGCGAAAAGCAGCCAAAAACGAGAUUGUCAUCUUGAAGAUGGUGAAGCAUCCAAACAUCCUGCAGCUGGUUGAUGUCUAUGAGACAAGAAAGGAGUACUUCCUCUUCAUGGAGCUGGCGUCAGGGCGGGAGGUGUUUGACUGGAUCCUGGACCAGGGCUACUACUCGGAGAAGGACACCAGCAAAGUGAUGCGACAGGUCCUGGAGGCCGUGGCCUACCUGCACUCCCUAAACAUCGUCCAUCGGAACCUCAAGUUGGAGAAUUUAGUCUACUACAAUCGUCUGAAGAAUUCCAAAAUAGUCAUUAGCGACUUCCAUCUUGCCAAGCUGGAGAAUGGCCCCAUCAAAGAACCCUGUGGCACUCCUGAAUAUCUUGCUCCUGAGGUGGUUGGAAGGCAGAGGUACGGCCGACCAGUGGACUGCUGGGCCAUCGGCGUGGUCAUGUACAUACUGUUGUCAGGAAACCCUCCGUUUUACGAAGAUGCUGAUGAGGACGACUACGACAAUCAUGAUAAGAACCUUUUCCGCAAGAUCCUGGAAGGAAUUUACGAGUUCGAUGCUCCAUACUGGGACGAGAUCUCUGACUCAGCUAAAAACCUCGUGGCGUGCCUAAUGGAGGUGGACGUGGACCAAAGACUGACUGCGCAGGAGGCUAUUAACCACGAGUGGAUAUCCGGGAACGGGGCCUCAGAUAAGAACAUAAAAGAUGGAGUUUGCGCUCAGAUCGAAAAGAACUUUUACAAAGCAAAGUGGAAGAAAGCCGUCCGGGUGACCACCAUGAUGAAGAGGUUGCGUGCCCCCGACCAGAGUGACUCGGGAGCCUCCAGCCCAGCGACGGGCACCUCCGCUGGCCCCGUCACACCCAGCAACACCCCCCAGCCUCCCGCGGCCACCACCCCUGCGGCUACCACCCCUGCACCCCUCACCCCUGAGGCCCCCCCUCCUGCCACCACAGAGGACCCCGCCCCUGCCCCUGCCCCUGCCCCUGAAGCUGAACCUGCCCCUGCCAUCACCCCGGAACAAACCACCGUCACCGUGGAGACCAGCAACGAUCCCCCCUCAGCACCGAGCAGCACCGACAACACUCUAACUGAGCCCUGA
Molecule: messenger RNA, 1345 nt
Organism: Engraulis encrasicolus (European anchovy)
Lineage: Eukaryota; Metazoa; Chordata; Actinopteri; Clupeiformes; Engraulidae
Gene: camkva
Product: CaM kinase-like vesicle-associated a
Exons: 11
Coding region: 59-1345 (428 amino acids)
Biological process (GO): peptidyl-serine phosphorylation
Cellular component (GO): intracellular anatomical structure
Molecular function (GO): calcium/calmodulin-dependent protein kinase activity; calmodulin binding; ATP binding
Source: RefSeq, a predicted model, not a curated record